AUGGCAACCCAGUUCUGGAAGUUCGCGCUCUUGCUGCUGGAGUUCGUGGCGGUACAUGGCCAGAGCCAGACCCCCGAGACCUGUGAGGGAGAGACCUGCGAGGAGGGCGUGUUCAUGCAGGUCCGCUCCAUGCCAGCAUCCUUCCUGGAGCUGUCCCUGGCACAGAUCCGCAGCGGAGCCCGCGGUGCGCCGGUGGAACAGCUCAAGCAGCAGCUUCGUAGCAUGGCCAUGGCGAGGGUAGGGGCCGGCAGUGGCGACCCAAACUACACUGUCUGGAACAUCAGCCAGGCCAACUUCUCCGCAGUCUUCGCCUCCAUUAAAGAGGACAUGGAGGCGAUCAUCGACGAGAUCGAGCUCUCAGCGACCCGGGACAACAACCAGCUCGAGUUGGCGCGGGGCGCCGUGGCCGACUGCAACACGCAGCUGAACAGAAGUGUUCCGCAAGACGUGCAGGACUUGGGGUCGUCACACGACAAUUGCCGUCUGGACCAGAAGCAGGCUCGCUGGAAUGCAAUUCUUGCCAGCACUCAGCUGAACGAUCACCUCCAAAGCCCGUAUGCCUCUCACCCAGACGCUCCAGGUUGCUUGCGCGACUUUGCACAGUGCGAUCAGUCCACUGACGUCACUGACCCUGCGAAUGCGCAGCGCGCCGCGGAAUGCAAGGGCAUCAUCAGGGCCUGGUCGGCUUCCAACUUGACCGAAACCUUGGUUCAGGACUCUGAAUCUGCUGCUGCCACGUAUGAAGCGCGGAGAAAAGAGUGCAACGCCAAACAGCAGGACUUCGAGAUUGGCUACUGCAGCUUCCGCACGCAUCUAUUGGACCAGUGCAGCUUGCGGGACAACUGCCACGACAGCGCGCAGAGCCUCUUCAACAGCACCCGUGACCUCAUCCUUCAAUCGAACGCCAGCCGGUACGUGGCUUACACCUCCGCAAGGCAAGUGCAGUGCUACAUCGACGUGCUGAGUGCGGACGAUCUGACAGCCUCUGCUGUCGACAGCUGCGACCAGGCCCAGUUCGACACCUCCAACCUCACACUUAACAUCCCCGAGCUGCCCGCCAAGCCGCAGUGCGAGGUCUCUGAUGACGACUUCCCUUGCGCAGACGAUUGGAUCCGCGAGACCUACAGAGAUAACGUCCUGUAUGCCGCCUGCAGACCAUGCACAAUUUCCGCACAAGCCAGUUCUUCGAAUGCCAUUCGUCUCGGGCGGGGCGCCUUCCACGAGGGUGACGGCUGGGCCGGCAGAGUCGAAGUCUUCCACGACGGCCAGUGGGGAACCGUUUGUGACGACUCGUUCGAUGACACUGCUGCUGCGGUGGUUUGCCGCCAGCUGGGCUUUGAGCGGGGCGGCGUUGUUCUUGCCACGGAUCCCGGAAGUGGACCUGUGUGGUUGGACCGGGUGGCGUGCACAGGUUCAGAGAGUCUACUUUGGGACUGCAACUUCACAGGUUGGGGCUCCCACAGCUGUUCGCACGAGGAAGAUGUCGGAGUUGACUGCCAGGCAGAGGCGUCAUGGGCGCUGCAAUACAAUGCUGUGAAGGGUUUCCAGGAUGCCGCCCUUGCAACCACUGACAGUGGAGGUUUUCUGCAUGGCGGGUGGAGGGAUUCCCAUUUUUCUUCGCUCUACCAGUAUACCAAUCGAGCAGACUACGCGGCGAUUUGGAGUUACAAAAUUACCUUCGGCGAUGGUCCAUCUGGCCGAUCACGGCACUCCUUGGUGUGGACGGGCUCGAGCCGGAACAGCCUGAUUCUGUACGGUGGGGCGACCAGUGACAUUGACGGUUAUGACGGCGCUGUCUAUGAACUCACCUUGCAGGACUUGUACUGGCACAAGGACGAUCAGGGAAUAAGUCAGGUUCCAGCACGGUUCGGCCAUUCGGCGGUGUGGGUACCAGACAAGGGCAUGUUGGUCUAUGGCGGAUACUGGAAAGGCCAAAUUUGGGAGGACCUUUGGCUGUACACUUUGUCCAACGUAUGGUCUCGUCUGGCCAGCCAAGCUGCACCAGGCGAGCGAUAUGGGCAUGUAGCUGUUUGGACGCAGAACGAGAUGCUGGUGUUUGGUGGAAAUUCCAAUCCACAUUCCACGACUCUGUGGAUCUAUAGACCCGACACUGGCAGUUGGUUCACAUUUCAAGGAACGUCGUAUGAAUAUUCAACCUACAAAACCUCGGCUGUGUGGAAUCCCACCAGAGAGUCCAUGCUGGUUUUUGGUCACAACAAUGGCCCUCCCGUGCUUACCGAAUGGAUCCGGAACAACAACUCCUGGUCCCUACAGCGGCGGAACGUCCCAGACUCUGUGACCUACCGUAGAGGUACCACUGCGGCCUGGGUGCCCGACAAAGAGGUCAUGCUGAUCAUUGGUGGCUUCAUCACCGCCACAAGAACGUACACUUCAGAAGUUUGGACAUUCAAGCCGUGA
Molecule: messenger RNA, 2418 nt
Organism: Symbiodinium natans
Lineage: Eukaryota; Dinophyceae; Suessiales; Symbiodiniaceae
Source: the annotation of a GenBank genome assembly